AUGCUGCUCGCGGUGACGACCGAUCCUCUGGUGUCCGAUCCUCUGAGCACGCUCUGGGUCCUCGUCAGCCUCUACGUCCUCGUCAGCCUGACCAUCCCGCUCUGGGUGCCCAUCCUGCAGCGGCUCACGGGCCAGUGCGGCGUCUUUUGGGCCUUUAGCACGCUGACCUACUAUGCCUACUUGGCGUGGCUGAUAUUCGCGGCGCUUCUCGGCCUGCUGCUGUUUGAGCUGCCGCCGCUCGGCGCGGCGUGGCUCGCCGCGGGCAUGCUGCCCGUGCCGAGCCGCUGCGAGCCGAUGGGGAGGGUGCUGCUCGUGGGCAACGGCCCGUCGAUCCGGAAGCGGCACCUCGGCGGGCAGAUCGACGCCUUUGACACGGUGGUGCGCUUCAACUCGUUCGUGACCAAGGGGCUCGAGGAGCACACGGGGAGCAAAACCUCGCUCUGGUGCCACAUGCUGCAGCCCUACCACGUCGGCGGCGUCGACAUCUCGCGCCGCUCGCCCUCGGUGCCGGUCUGCUACGCUUGGAACCACGUCGUCCUCGCCCCGCUCUUCUUCGUGCCAACCACCGGCUUCGUCAUGCUGACCAAGCUGCUCGAGAGCGGCUGCGUGGUGCACCUUGCGGGCUUCGACGGCUUCGACUCGGGCGAGGAGCUCCACUACUACAAGGAGCAGCGGAUCCAUCUCCAGGUCAACGCGGCAGGCUCAUCGACGAGGGGCGGGUCGUGCUACUCUGACGGCCGGCCGCCGGCCGCACUGCCGUAG
Molecule: messenger RNA, 762 nt
Organism: Emiliania huxleyi CCMP1516
Lineage: Eukaryota; Haptophyta; Isochrysidales; Noelaerhabdaceae
Exons: 5
Coding region: 1-762 (253 amino acids)
Molecular function (GO): sialyltransferase activity
Source: RefSeq, a predicted model, not a curated record